Tachysurus fulvidraco (yellow catfish) is the source of this 1824-nucleotide messenger RNA. It is a transcript of the gene elovl1b, whose product is annotated as ELOVL fatty acid elongase 1b. Gene Ontology annotation, molecular function: fatty acid elongase activity. The transcript is spliced from 8 exons. The record is from RefSeq and is a predicted model, not a curated record. Bases 284 to 1282 code for a protein of 332 amino acids. NCBI's taxonomy places the organism in Eukaryota, Metazoa, Chordata, Actinopteri, Siluriformes, Bagridae. Gene Ontology annotation, cellular component: endoplasmic reticulum membrane; endoplasmic reticulum. Gene Ontology annotation, biological process: sphingolipid biosynthetic process; fatty acid elongation, monounsaturated fatty acid; very long-chain fatty acid biosynthetic process.
AGUCGUCUAGGUUGAGCAGUUUCACCAGCGUUGGUCUUAAAGUCGUUGCAUCACGUUUGACUUUGACGCGAAAACCGUGACAUUGAAUCAAGCCGAGCGUUUCCUUGACCACGCCUCUGAAGAGCGCCGAUUGGCUGCUCGGGGUCGUCACUUAGCAUCGUGACUUUUCGACUUUCGUCGUCACUCUUCGCUUGACUCGUUCAGCUGGUGUUUGGUGUCUGUACACACCUGAGAAGUGGGACAGGUAUAGAUUCUGUACUAGCUACUUUAGAAGUUGGGGAAAAUGCUGGAGACGGUCAGAACCAGAAUGCUGGAGGUGUACGACAAACUCGUAGCGGGGAGAGACCCACGACUGAGUGGAUACCCGCUGAUGGAGAGUCCGGUCAACAUGACUGCGAUUCUGCUCGGCUAUCUCUUCUUUGUACUGUACGCAGGCCCUCGGUUAAUGGCCAAUCGCAAACCCUUCGAUCUGAAAGGCCCGAUGAUUUUCUACAACUUUUGUUUGGUUUUUCUGUCUAUCUUCAUUGUAUAUGAGUUCUUAAUGUCAGGAUGGGCUACAGGAUAUACGUGGAGAUGUGACCUGUGUGAUUACUCCGACAGCCCCCAAGGACUUAGGAUGGUCCGAGUGGCCUGGCUGUUCCUCUUCUCAAAGUUCAUUGAACUGUUAGAUACGGUGUUUUUUGUAUUACGUAAGAAACACAGUCAGAUUACUUUCCUCCACAUCUUCCACCAUUCUUUCAUGCCCUGGACCUGGUGGUGGGGCGUUAGCUUCGCUCCUGGUGGAAUGGGCUCAUUUCAUGCCAUGGUCAACUCGGUGGUCCAUGUGAUCAUGUACUUCUACUAUGGCCUCUCUGCUGCAGGACCUCGCUUCCAGAAAUACCUCUGGUGGAAGAAAUACAUGACCGCCAUCCAGCUGGUUCAGUUUGUGCUGGUGUCCCUUCAUGCUACACAGUAUUACUUCAUGUCUAGCUGUGAUUACCAAGUGCCUGUGGUCAUCCACCUUAUCUGGGUGUAUGGCACCUUCUUCUUCAUCCUCUUCUCCAACUUCUGGUACCAGGCCUACGUCAAGGGCAAGAGGCUGCCCAAGAGCACUGAACAGCCGAUUAAGAAAGGCAAAGCCGGCACUUCUUCUGCAUCUCUGUCCAACGGAGCCACGACCGUCACUAACGGAGCCGCUCUUGUGGCGAAUAGCAAUGGCGUACAUCAUAAGAACGGCCUGGCCAACGGGAAGAAGCACUACGAGAACGGAAGCACUCACAACGGAAAGAUGAAGAAAGCCUAACAGCCGAGAGAAGAACGUCCAAAACGUAUGACCACGAGUGCCUGCAUAAGAUGCCAUGGAUUCCAAAGAGUGUUUUGGGACAGUUUUCCCCCUCAGCCUGAUAUUUUGUAGUUUUAAGAUGCACAAAUACAUGGGGAGAUGAUUGAGUCUGGGAUCCCUGUUUGUAUUUUUUUUUGUUUGUUUGUUAUUAAUUUUAAUUGUUAAUCUAUAGAGAAUAAAUAAUGAGCACAUUAUAUGAAGAGAAGAGAUAAUUUAAUGACUGGCUGUGUUCUUCACUGAUGGUGCUCACCUUGUCAUGAGUGAAUGCACUCCUCCUUCACUCCAUUCCUCUCUUCCCUUCCAUUCCUUUCCCUUCCUCCCUUCUUUUCUCAGACUCUCCAGUGACCAACAGCACUGUACAUUUCUCUUAAGACAACUUGAGUUCCAGAUGUAAAUAUUUUAGAUUUACUGUCAGUACUAAUGAGAUUGAUAGGGCGCUAAAUUUUUGUUACUGAAGUAUAAUGACUUGAAAACAAGAAAAUAAAUUCCAUUUUAAAAUGGUG